This is a messenger RNA of Cryptosporidium ubiquitum, 2145 nucleotides long. RefSeq lists its product as uncharacterized. The record is from RefSeq and is a predicted model, not a curated record. The coding region runs from base 1 to 2145 and encodes 714 amino acids. The transcript has 10 exons. Lineage: Eukaryota; Apicomplexa; Conoidasida; Eucoccidiorida; Cryptosporidiidae.
AUGUAUAUUUUAUUAUUUUCAAUUUUUUGUUUGGUAGGAAAUGUAAUUUCUCAAUUGAUAGUAUCUGAGCAAGAAAUGUGUAUGAACGGACAAUGUAAGAAGAUGUUGAAUGGUCAUUUGGUGAUACAAAACAAUCAGGAUGUAUCUUUGAAUUUUGGAUCAUCAGAAGUAAACGGAAAAAAUGCAAAGGAAUCAGACCCUGGAUCCAGUGGAUUUAAGAUUACAAUUAAAAAGUCUCCAAUAUUGAUUGCAUAUGAUUUGAGUUAUGCUUCAACAUUGUAUCAUGAUUUCCAGGAGGAUAUAAAAUUGUUUUCGUUUAGCCAAGUUGAAGGUGACCCAUAUAGAUUUUGUGAUCAUGAGUUAAGAAGUUGCCAAAAAGUCAGGGACGAAUAUUUAUAUGGAACUCCCAACUUACCGCCUGGCCAAAAGAACUGGACUCAAGAAACUCCAAUACCACCAGGAUCUCAAGGAUCAUGUUGUUGGUGCCCAGAAUUAUAUGUUACGAUAAAUACGAAUGCACCUUUUUCAAGAGCUACAUUACAUUGUUCAUGGAUACAGCAAAGAAUGUGGUGGAAUGUAUACUUAUCUAAGUCAUGCCCGGUUUGGAUACCACCAUGGUGGACGGCUUUUAGAAUAGGAGGAUGGAACUGGCAAUAUUCAUUAGAAGUUGAAUUGUCUUGGUUUAGUCCAACAGAGUCGUCAAUUAAUAAGUUGUCAAGUACAGAAUUGGAAAAUAUGGAAGAUGAAUGCAAGAAAGAAAAUAAAGAUACCACAAUAGAUUGUUCAAGGAUAAGACAUAAAGAGUCUGGAAUACAGACCUCGGUGCAUACAUUAAAUUCAUCAUCUCCAUCAUUUUAUGAUCCAAAUUUCGGAGCUUCAGUGCAGGUAAUAAGUUCAGGACCUCCUUUUGGAAGUGCUAAUGCAAAAGAUUUGAAUGGUUAUUAUAUGUUACAACCAACAUUUUCUCCAAAAGGAAUGCCUACAAGUAUGGCAAUUCCUCCUUUAAGAAAUGGCUGUGGAAAAAGUUCAAAAAACCAGACUGAAGAAGAGAGUAAUGACUGUUUGAAGCCAACUUUAAUCAUUCCUCCAGAAAACGCAGAUUUUACAGGUGUUUCUUGUGAUAAGAUAGGAACAAGUGUUCAUACUUGGAGCUCAAUAAAUGGUAGGUUUUGCUAUCAUCCACCUGGAACUUGCCAAAGAGCUCAGGUAGCUCACUUUUAUAAGAAGGUAAUAGAAGAUCAUUCUCUUGGAAAAAUAUCUCAAUAUUCGGUAAACGCACAAAAUUCAGGUUCACCACAGCUAAUAUUGGAUUCACUGGGAGAGAUUGGCCAAGAGGAGGUAACACAGAAUGACAUGGAGAAUAUAACCAAUAUUCAAUUACGUAGAUUCUUUCUUGGAUACACUUUUGAUUCAAUUUUUGACACAGAAAUUAUGUUUUCAGUCGAAGCUUCUUCUGUAUCUUGGGUAGCAACAUCUUCUCCUGGAAUUAUUACGUAUAUAGAGCCACCACCUCUCGAAGCUUGCACAGCAAUGAGUAGUUAUGGCUGUCCUCUGAAAGUUUAUGUAAAGAAUAGUGGGGAAAUUGAUUCUGGUUUCGUUGUUCAGAUACCUUACUGUACAAAGUCAGGAGUACAGACAAGUGAGGUUGAUCCAAUAAUGGCUCAAACAAGAAAAAUUAAGGCAAAUUCUAUAGGAAUUUUUACUUUUGUAUUGGGAGUCUCAGUAUUAACAGGAAGUGAAUACAAAUGUGUUGUGGUAUUAUAUAAUUCGUUUUCCAUUCAAUUGGACCAAAACAUGUUCACAUUUUCAACAACUUCUAUGACGAUCUCUAUUGCAAGUUCUGAUUCGGUAAUUUCUGAUGUAGUAGUGAAUCAGACAUCGUUGACAAACAAAAAAUUUGAGUCCAUGUUUACAGGAAAUAAAUGCCUUUCAUGUGGAUUAAAUUUCUGGUGUUUGAUAGCAAACGUUGGGGAUUGCAUAAAGCUUGGAGUAAAGUGUAUAGGAAUACUGCUUGGAACAAUAAUAGGGCUUGUAAUAUUAUUAAAGUUGAUAAAGAUAAUACUUCAGUUACGUAAAAGUAAGAGGAUUGAAACAAAGAUAAUUACUAGUCAGCAAGAAAUUCUAGGUGAAAAGAGAAAUAACUGA